AUGUCCUGUUUCUCACUCCAAGUCCUGUUGGCACUGCUCCUGCAGGGGUCGCUGACUGGCGCUCACACCUGCCCCCCACAAUGCGUCUGUGAGACUCGUCCAUGGUUCACCCCCCAGUCCGUCUACCACGAGGCCCGCACAGUGGAUUGCAACGACCUGCUGCUAACUCACGUGCCCAGCAAUCUCUCCUCGGACACGCAGGUCCUUCUGCUGCAGAGCAACAAGAUAUCCAAAGUCAACGGGGAGCUUCAGCAUCUGUCCAAUCUGACGGAGCUCGACCUCUCACAGAACCACUUUUCCAGAAUUAGCGACGCUGGAUUGGCUAAUCUCUCCCGCCUCAUUACUCUUUACUUAGAGGAAAACCAGGUGGAGGAGCUGCCCGACCACUGCUUGAGUGAUCUAUCUUCUCUCGAGGAACUUUAUAUAAACCACAACCGCAUCUCCUCCAUCGAGUCCUUGGCGUUUGCCGGUUUGACCAGUCUGCUCCGGCUACACCUCAAUGCCAAUCGUCUCCGUGCCAUCGACCACCGCUGGUUCCUCUCCCUCCCCAACUUGGAGAUCCUUAUGAUUGGAGAGAACCCCAUCUCCCAACUACACACCGGUAGCUUCCGGCCGCUGGGACGACUUCACAGCCUCGUCUUGGCCGGGAUGGAGCUCAGGGAGGUCCCCUCUGACGCUUUCGAAGGGCUGGACUAUCUGGAGAGCUUGUCAUUCUUUGAUAAUCACCUGACACACGUCCCCACCGGGGCCCUGAAAAGUCUGCCUCUCUUGAAGUUCCUGGAUCUCAACAAGAACCCUAUUGCAGAGGUACAGGCAGGGGACUUCCAGGACAUGCUGCACUUGGAGGAAUUGAGCCUCAACAGCAUGGAGGAACUGACGGGCAUUCACAAAGGCGCUUUCGAGAACCUCCCAGAGCUGGCCAAACUUGAACUGUGCAACAAUCCGCGUCUCUCGUAUUUGCAUCCCGGUGCAUUCGAGGAGGUGCCUGCUCUUCGCACGUUGCUCGCUAGCAAUGCAGCCCUCAGUCUCCUCCCACUAGGGGUGAGAGAUGCCUUGCCCGCUUUGGCUGAGCUCAGUCUUUAUGGGAACCCGCUGCGCUGCGACUGCCCAGAGGCCUGGCAACCAUUAGCCACAGGGGCCAUACGGUUGAUUGAGUCCCCAAGCACUCUCUGCACCUCACCUCCGAUGGCUGCCGGGCAACAACUCCAAGAAGUCCUGAAAAACAGCAUGGUAGGAGCUUGCUUGCCAGAUAUCUCCUCCAAGGGUCUCCCCGAACAGCUGGAGGUACCCUCGGGCUCGACAGUAGCUUUGGAUUGCCAGGUCAGCUCAGAACCCCCAGCACAACUCCACUGGAUAGCACCUUCUGGGGAAAAAGUGACCACGGGGACAGGGAAGCUGCACCUGAGGGUAGGGGGGACCCUAGAGAUCAGCCCGAUCAGCCCAGGAGACUCCGGAAUCUACACUUGCGUGGCAUGGAAUGGACUGGGCUCUACCAGCCGCAGCGUGGCAGUGGCCGUGAUCAGCGAAAGACCCAUCACCCCUGCCAGGCUGCUGGUCCUCGCGAAGAAGGUGCAGUCCCAUUUUGUGGUGGUGGAGUGGAUGAUGGCCUUCUCAGACGGGCAGGGGAAUGAGAGGAGCGGUGUGUCAGCAACCCCCCAGCCACCUCCUCCUUCGCCAUGGUCCUCGGCCACCAUGCGCAUCCAUAACACCCACCUGAGCUACACAGCGCGGGUCCCGGUGGGUAUCCGUGAAUUCAAUCUCACGCACUUGCAGCCAGCCACCCGUUAUGAGAUUUGCCUCACCGUGAUGUCCUCUGUCCCUAAGUCCUCAGAGGCUGGUGGUUACACCGAUGUUCCCCCAUCCUUGGCCGUCUCCACGGGCUCUUUGGCAUCUCCCACGAGUCCUUUCGAAACAGUCUUGGCAACCACUGGUGCUUCUCUUGGCUCGCUGGCAGCUCCCAAACGCUCUUCAGCAUCUCCCGGGGGCCACUUGGCAGCUAUGCUUUCCUUAGCAACUUCCAGAAGCUCCUCGGCUUCUCCGACUGACCCCUUGACAAUCUCCACCUUCCCUCCGCCCCUUCCACACCUGCCUCGCGUGCAGCGCUCUUGCCUCAACGUCACCACCAAAGAAGCUUCGCUCUCUGUGGAACUAAUGGGCGGGUGGGCUGGUGGCGCAGCCCUGGCUGCGGUGACCGGCUCCUUGCUAGCAGCCCUGAGCGCUGUGCUCCUGCUCCUCUACGCCUCGCGGUGGCUCAAGGAGAAAGGAUGCCGCCACUCGCUAAAGAAAUACAUGCAGCACGCGGCCGCCAUUCCACUCAAUGAGGUCUAUCCACCCCUGAUCAGCUUGUGGGAUGCUGAGGGAGACCCCCCUAUGCCAAUGGCGCCACUUUCACAACUGGCUGCGCCCAUGCGGCCGCCCACACCUCCCGCCACAGUAGGACACGCUCUUCUGCUGUCACCCCCUCCUGGUCCGAUUGAUACUUCCAAGACCUAUCUAUGGCAACAGCCAUGAACGAGAUACGAGAUGGGCAGGCCCACGCACCUCUGACUCCGGCCAAUGGCAGGAAACCUCCCCUCCCCACAGAUUUUAGGGUAUAGG
Molecule: messenger RNA, 2598 nt
Organism: Euleptes europaea (tarantolino)
Lineage: Eukaryota; Metazoa; Chordata; Lepidosauria; Squamata; Sphaerodactylidae
Product: leucine-rich repeat neuronal protein 1-like
Exons: 1
Coding region: 1-2511 (836 amino acids)
Cellular component (GO): plasma membrane
Molecular function (GO): protein binding
Source: RefSeq, a predicted model, not a curated record